Molecule: messenger RNA, 9090 nt
Organism: Acinonyx jubatus (cheetah)
Lineage: Eukaryota; Metazoa; Chordata; Mammalia; Carnivora; Felidae
Product: keratinocyte proline-rich protein-like
Exons: 8
Coding region: 2387-3298 (303 amino acids)
Source: RefSeq, a predicted model, not a curated record
UUAAUCAUGCAACUCACUUGCUGAAGCAGCAGUGAAACACUUUGGACUGAACCUUGAAAUCUGUGGUAUAAAGUCAGCAACAAGUUCUGACAAGAAAACAAAUGAAUUACUUGUUUUCUGCUCUUCAAAUGUUCUGAGGACAAAAUUUUGGAUUUUAUUAUAUAACACAGACACUUCCAACAUGUGAAAGACAUGGUCCCUACAACAAAGAAGCUGCAGACCACUGGAGACAGCAGACACGCCAAAAUAAAAAUAAAGUGGUUUGAGUACGUUCGUAGAGUGCUGCAAGGUGCUCAACCCAGAAGAAUGUAAGCUUCAGGAAAAGAAACCUUGUUGUCUAGUGGAUAGUCAGCUCCUAGACCAGGACUGAAGCAUAAGAGACCAAGAAUAAUUAGCUUUUCCGCUUCUUGCUUCCUCUGCCUCCAGUGACAUUCUACUAGAUAUUUUGAUGGCUACCUUGUCAUCAGCUUCGAGGAUUUACAUAAAAUUCGCCUUUUUGCUGACUUGAGAGCUGAAUUUACCCAUGAAAGUGACCAGCAGUAGGACCAGCAGAAGAAUCAGAAGCUGAGCCCAGCUCAGAAUGCAAACUUUUAUGGAGUACCUACCAUAGAUUCAGGAGUGAUAACAAGUAAUUUGGAGAGGACUGCUGUGUAUUCACGGAGCUCUUUGGAGAAAGAAGACAAUCUUUGUGCAGGAGAGCUGAGAUUUCCGGAGAAUCAUACUAAUUAGUGAAACUGAAGGACAAAUUGGAGAAUGUAUUUCUAAAAUAUUUUGUAAAGAAAGCUAUUUUGUUUGUCUCUGCAUCCUGUUUAUCUCUUCGAAGCCUCUUCCUCAUAUUUUGGCAAAAGAACCAGCUCAGUCAGACUGACACCUAAUGGAAACUUUUAUAAGAAGAUAAUUCUGCAAAGGAAAGAGAGCAAUGAGAUAAGUAUUGAAACCACUUGAACCAAGAAAAUCAAAUACUUGUUGUUGACCAUGAGAUGAGUAGAGGUUUCCUUUAGAUUUCAUCACUAACAUUUACAAUUAUUCCACUUAAAAAAGUAUUAUUCAUUUAUGAAGCAAAUGCAAUCAUAAGCUAAAGUCCCACUGGCAAAGAACUGAAUGAAAUAGCUUGUUUUUAAAAGUUCUUCCUCAGUCUCUCAACGAAUGCCAGAGUAUUACCUUUCAUUUCCGGAAAACUCUAUCACUAGGCCCCCAGCUUCCUUUCUUUCAAAUCUUAUACACUUACUAGUCAACCAGCAGCAUGAGGCUAACUUUCCAAAGAUCACCUAGUUACUAGAUUAUGUGGCUCUCUACUUUCCCAAUUUCCCAAUAAAACAAUGCCACCAGCAGACAUAUUGAAUUUUGUUGAAUACAUAACAAGCCCUUAAUCACCAACUGGUGUAUCCCUAUGGAAAGAGGAUAAUUCAUGGAACAAUGAAGGGAAGAACAGUAGUCACACAUUCUCUUGCUAGUGAGAGAAUGUCGAGUGCAGAGAUACCAUAUUUGUGCUUUCUUUUCUACUUCAAUUCCUUCCUUAAAGGGACUUGCCCUGGGAGCUUCUCAGAAGGUCCCCACUCAUUUUCCUCGCAAACAACUUUCCCUGAGCUCAAAAGCUGUGAGUGUAGAUACCCCGCGAGUAACUGUGGGAUCAGACGCGGUGUAGUGGAAAUAGGGUCAGGAGAGGAGUGGCGCCUUGUACCCCUCACUAGGAAUCCAAAGUACUAAAAGAAACGCAAAGCUCUACAUGGGAAAGCAUGCGAGUGUGCCUGCCUUCUUCGAAGCACCUCGCUCUCCAGGGCUCAGAGCUGCCCUUGUUGGCAAGAACUCAGUGCGGGUACGUGCACGUCGCGCCCAGGAAAGGCGUCCUCCAAAGGGAAAAGGUGUCUGGGGCGUAGCUUAGCUUAGAGCUGGUCUGGGAACGCCGCGCGAGAGAGCGUCGCAGGCUUCCCAUUUUGUUGUUUUUGUUUGUUUUCUCCUGCAGCUUCGACUUCUCAGAAAUUCAGUCUUCGCAUCCCUUGCACCACCGACGGCACCACGCAGGGAGGAAACCUGGAUUUAGAGUCCCAGCAGGCUCUUGCUGACCCUAGUGGAACCUUCUGGCCGCCAGUGCAUUCUUGUCCCCAGCAUUUUCUCCUCCUACCUUUGAAGUGCCACGACCGGGAGGGCCCUGGCGCCUCGCAAGGAGGAAAGGAGAGGUGCAGAGCUGCGUGGUCCGCUGCCGGCAAGAGCUGGGAGCUCCAGCCUCCUCGACCCUCCUCCUCCUGUAUGGUGGAUCAACUCUCCCAGCUCCAUCUUGGGCAUCUCAACUCCUGCCAUAUCCGGUUGUCCCCGGGAGUGUCUGGGCGUGCUUGGGGGGGGAUCGGUGGGUAGUUGCUUGCUCUUCACUAGGAGGGGGCACAUCCGUAUGGUUUUAUCGUCCAUUAGUAUUCGAAACAAACAAACAAAACUGCAAGUGGUAAAAGGGAAAGGCUCGCUCUUCCUCUCGUCCCUUCGCAGCAGACCUGAGAGGGGGAACAUGCCUUGGGUUUGUUGGUGUUUGAGACUCGUCCUAAAAGCAGAGGCAGGGAAGACAGCGCUGAAGAGGUGUCCCAAAGAAACUGGACGGCUGAACAGUCACUGCCUGCCCCAACCACUUUCAGGAAGGUUCCAGCUCUGUGCCACACCGCAACCAAUCCGCUUCUCAUUCUGUUUCUCCACCCCUUCGCGGAGAAUCCGCAAAGAAAGUAUGGGUCCCUCAGGAGACCCGCCACACGCUUCCAAUCUGGAAGUUCUGCGCGGACCCAGGCCUCUGUCAUUCUCCCCCCCUCCCCCCCCCCACUCCGCCCCACUCCCCCACCCCCAGUGCUCAGCCCGGGUCUCCACUUCUAGCUGCGCAGUGGCACCGCCGCGGGGGUGGGGCUCCGGCACCGCCCCAGGCCGGGAUUCGCGAAGUCACGAGCUUCCGCAGCUUGCGGGGGCACCUUCGCCCACGGACACGCCCUUUCUGCGGAGGCAGCCCCUAGCGACCCUCUGCGGAGCUCCUGCUUCUCGCUCGCGAAGCUGCCAAACUGCUCAAGGCCUUUCAGUCAUUCCCAACUUUAGAGGCUCGCUCAGUCCCCGUCUCUCCCCCAAGCCACACCCCAGCGAGGAGAGGAAAAGAGCAGGCCGGGGACGCCAAAACUCCGCGCAGGCUCCGCUGAGCAGACACCCAUCCUUUCCCCGCCCCUCCCCUCCUCCUGGACCCCCGCGCCCCUGUGCGGACCCAUUCUACAGCCCCAGUCACCAGAGGCAGGGCGCGCAGAGCCUUUCUGGUGGGAUGUGUCUACUAAUCAACUAACACGCGACCCAGAGCGAAAACAACGAGGAAAGGAAAAGAUCAAAAAAGUGCUACCUUGGCAACCACAGGCGUUUAGAGGCCAGCUGGUGGGCUGAAGGGGCGGCCGCUGCCCGCCUGCCGCUGGUACUCUCCUCGACUACGCGUAUUCUUAAGCAAUAACAACGUAAUCCGUAUUAUCCACCCAAGAAUACCCGUCACCGAAGAGAGUCAGAGGACCAAGCUGCUGCUGCCGCUGCUACCGCUGCCGCUGCUACUGCCGCCGCCGCCACCAGAACUCUUGCUGCUGAGCCCGCCCCUGGCUGGGGCUGGGCUGAGCUUGACCGGGACCAUAAAUCCAUAACUCGAUUUCCCUAAAGAAGGAUCCAAAGCUGUGCUCUGCUGCUUCCUGCCCAAAUCCAAAUGGCUGCUCUAUUUCCAAUUCUGAAAGACAAAUCACAAAACCAAGCACUUAAUACAGGAGAAGAGUGCUCUCUUCCCAGUGAGGAAGGAGGAUGUGGGAAGGCUCUUUGGGCACGGAGUGGGCGUGACAAGUAACCUUUAGUUUACCUGGUGCUCUCCCAGUGCCUUCCUCUGGACUUGUUCUGCUCGGUACCCGCUCUGGUCUCGGCCAGCCCACUCUAGGUGCUUUGAUUGAGUGUCAUGGCAGCGAGAGAGCCCUGUAAGAGACAUGCAUAGUUAAGCACACAAAUAUUACAAAUGUAUUUGCCUAGACGGCUUUAAGAAGUGAGGCUCAAAUAAAGAUAGGGUCAUGCAUGGGUGAAAUUUUCAGCAGUGUGUUUUGGAAAUGCAUUUUCUCAAGCCCAAGAUCACAGAAAAUAAACACCCAUUCAAUUUACUACUUGAAAUCAAAUACUUAUAGAUCUACAAAAAUAGGCAUCUCUCCUUUGAAGGCCUUACAGCUAUACAACAUAAUGAUUUUGAAGGGAAAAAAAGCUUCAAAGCACAAAAUAAUUAAACUCAUUUUCCAUAGUAUCAGAAUGCACGGAGUUGACAAGCUGGUAGAGUUUAUGUGAUUUAGGCAUCGUUUUGUAGUACCCAUGUGUAAUUCCAUAGCCCACCUUUUUAAUAUACAGUAUAAAUGCAUUGCUGUGCAGUUGUUGUGAACACCUCUACAGAAAAGCCUUUGAGGCUGUCUUCAUAAAAAAUUAUUUUAAGGAAAACAAAACAAAACAAAACAAAAACUCAUUUGUAAAGUGACUGUAAUUUUGGCUUUCAGAGAGAGAUUCUUUGAAGAUCAAUAUGGCUCUUACUGGAAAAGCUUUGUCUUAAGACCCUGCAAUGAAUAUUCUGAUAAUAAGGGUUUAUUGUUCACUAAAUAAAAUGGACAAGUGCAACGUCACUACCCAAGACAUGUUGUAGCUCCAUUAGAAAGUUCUCUAUUUGUUUUUCCCUUUACUCUCAAAUACAUGGAAGUACAUCCAUGUGGUGGAAUAGGGAGGGGAUAUGGAAACAUGGCAAUAGACAUUAUGAUUCCUUAAAUUAUGUAAGUGCAAAUAGCUCUUCAUCAAGGAGUAAUUAUAUAACAGAAUCUCUCCCACUACCACAACUCAUCUCAAACUGACCUGGUUGCAAUUUAAGGCACUUAGUUUGUGCUUGAUCUUACAAUUUUUUCUUUAAAUAUAUUACUUCUCCAGAGACACCAACUCAUCAUUUUCCUGACAUGUUAAAGUAGAAAAACCAACAUGAAUUCUAGGUUUUAUGAACAGUUGUUUAAUAUAUAAUAUCUGGUGCCUAAAACAACUCGAAAGAAAAGGAGCAUUGCCCAGUUAAUAGCUAAUUUUACAGUAUUUUCAGAUGACUCUUAAGUACACCUUUCACAAAAAUACAGAUGCCAAUUAAACAAAUAAAUAUUCACUAUUUUCUGCCAUUACCUAACAUAGCUAUAAAGUGGAGCUUUUCUCUGGGGGUGCUACAACCAAACACACGCACACACACACACACACACAAACACACACACACACACACACACACACACACACAGAAAGCUGACAGGUUCUCUUCAGCUUGAACUCCUAGAAACAAAAGCCCUUAGGGAAAGUAAUGCAAUAGUCUAUGAGCAAAGUGUACAUUUGCUCCUGAACUCUUCCAUUUAAAUCCCAACUAACAUUAAAAGGAAAACAAGAAACACAUUAUAUAGAUACAUUUUGAUUUAGUAAAUGGAACAUUUUUUGAAUUAAAGAGGAUUAUUAAGAUGUAUAUACACCACACACAUGCACACAAACACAUAUACAUAAUACAUACAUCCACAGCAAUACAUGGCAUAUCAGAAUCACAGUAUAAAUACCCACACAGAUUUUCAAUGCUUCCUGAGUAAUCUCCUUUAGUUUUGCUUCCUUACAAUUGAAAUAAAAUACAUGCACACACCGACUCACAGACUCACACGCUUUAAGAAACUAGAACAACGUAGUUGAUAACGCUUUUUAUCCAAGUAACCAGUGCCAGCCCUUUCUCUACCUACCCAAAUGUUCCACCAGCUUCAGCACCUGGACGAGUGGACAGCUCAGCCCGGGCCGACUGCCGGCAGCACUCGCAGCAGAACUGACGCUCUGAGCUCUAACCAAAGCUCUCUCGUGCUUCAGCGGGGCAGCCUGACUUACGAGAACACCAUUUCCUACGAGACCACUGCCGCUGGGUGCAUAUUCAAUUCAAACCUCCUUAAGCUGUCGGAUUUCCCCCACCCAUCCACCCUCCUCCCUUCUCCACCCUCCACACAAAAACAGAAAAGGGAAAAAAGCCCAAUACCACCAGGGCGUUUGUUGAUCAACUUACACUUUGCUUUUGAAUAUUUAGAUACCGCUAGCGGAGCAAUAGCAACGGAGGCUUAGGUCCGCAUUAAGUACCUUUGUUCAUGGACUCCUGCAAGCCAUGUUUAUUAGAAUCUACAUUUCUCUAGCUCCCCAAUAACUAGAGGUGUGUUUUGCGGGCAGGGGUUUUCAGCACCUUUUGAUCUCCCAAGGCCACCGCGACUGACUGCCAGUCCCCACUACUUUCCCACCCUGUCCCCCACACUCCAACACCCAUCCCAGUUAAACGCUUGGUAAUUUGCAACCAAAUAUACAGAAAGAAACACGACAAAGCAAUCGGUUUGAGGAAAUAAGCCAAUUAAGCUAAAGCAGAAAUGCUUCUCUCUCUCUCCCCCUCCCCCUUGCCUCCCUCCCUCUUCCUCUCUCCUUCCCUCUCAAGUAGAAAGGGGGGAAACACCAAGGAGAGGGAAAAAAUCGGGAGGAGGAUGGUAGUCGACUCUUACAAUCAAUGGAAAAACACUAUACACAUCUUUACUGAAUAAUACUCUCCUCAGACAAAAAGAAACACAUUUAUCGAUGUAAACAUAGUCUCCCUCUUCCACACAUCCUACAUCCUGUACGUUUGCUGAGAUUUGUCUUGCGGUAUAGCAAAGUAACUGUCACAAAUCCAUCUCGAUUGAAGUGCUUACCCUCUAAAUCCAGGUUUCAAGCGGGACUCCAACCGUGUGUGGAAACCAGAGUCAUCUGAUGAGCGGUGAGGUAGGCUCUGGGCAGUGGGAGCUGCUUCCUUCGGAGUGCCGGGUUACAGUGUUAACAAGCCCUGGGAAGGGACCUCGGUGCCUCGCGCUGGCUGUGCCCCAGUGCCUUCGCGUGGUGGCGGCUUGCUCACGCUUCCAAGGAGUCCCAGGCGAUAGCCUUCAGCUGAUGCGAGCUUCCAGAAAGGAGUGGGGAAAGGAAAAAAAAAAAUCAUCUAAUGCAAUCAAAUCGAUCUGAUCUACACCAUCUGUCGCCUGCCACUAUACACAAACGUUAAAAUAGGAAAACGGAAAACACUGACAGCCCGAGAGGGUUGGUCUGCAAAGAGUUCAUUUUUAGCAGAGCAUAAUUGGGUAUGGUCGGCAUACAGUUACAAAAGCUGCUGUUAACCAUCCAGUAGUGGAUCCCAAACAUGCUAAUGGUGGAUUAAUUGAGGAAGAUCUGACGUGCAAGCUUCAUAGUCUCUUAUUCAUGACUUCCCAAUGGGAAAGGACCAAUGCCUUGUGGGACUAUGGUAACAUACAGUCAAAAAGCUGCUAAGAAAAUGGCUGUGUGUUCACAGCACCUCUCUCUGAUAACAAACAUAUGUCGACUAAAACGGUUUAGUAGAAUGGGGGGGGGUGUUGGAGAAUAAAAUUUUCUUUCUCGGUAUAAGCAACUCCUAUUUUCCUUCCUUAAAGAAAAGCAAAAAAUAGAUACCAUAUCUUUACCAUAGUGGAGGGAAAAGGAUGGUUUAAAAGGUUUUUAUCAAAAUUAAACUCCGCUAUAUAAAAGAAACGGAACAUUCCUGUGCAGCAAUUCUUAAAAAAAAAUCUAUUAUCAUUUUUUUCCUUACUGUGAUCAAAGUAGAUCCAUAGCAUGUGCAGUUUAUAGAAACUCAGCCCAGUUAAUCCCACCAGGAUUGACUCGAGGUUGUUUAAUGCCAGGUACCCUUUUGACUUCUUGAAAUCAGGAUGCCUCUUGGGCAAGACAUUUUGCAUUAUUGAAAAUUGACAUAAUGAAUGUUAAGUGUGAUUGCAGGGAGGAGAUGGGGAGAGUUUUCUUUUUCAAUUCUACAAUUAUUCCCUCCAGCCAAACCCCCUUUUGGUCUGUUUCCAGUCUCCUGAUCAGCUGAUGGGGGAGGUGGAGGGAUUGGGGAAGGAGUGGUGAUAUGGGACAGCGGAGGGAGAUUGUAGAUUAUCAAUAGCCAAUAAAUUCAAUUCUAUCUGUAAUAAAAAUUAUGAUAAUAAAAGAGAUCACUUACUAAUUAUCCAUCAUGAUAUUUAAAUAUAAACUGGUUUUCAAAAUUAAUGUUUUAUAAGGGGAAAGAAAAUAUAUUUCAAACAAUAGUGUAAUGUUCCCCAUCCCUUUGUAAUUUUAAGAUUAAAAAAGGAAUAGAGAGCUUAUUAUCUAGAUAUGUGACAUUCUUUCAUUAUAAAUAUCUAAAUAGUCUACAUUUCCUCUAAUUUUGUCACCUAUCUUAACAUGGAAAACUGUACUCAUUUUUUGCUCCCUUUGCUCCCUUUUUUGAGAACAUAAAUUACAUAUUUCAUAGUAAACAGUUAGUGUUUAGGAUAAUUCUUGAGAUAGCUGAAUAUGUCUACUGAAACUUUGAUAAUCUCUUUAAGAAAAAAAAAACCUAACAGUUAUGAAUUAGAUUAGUUUAAAAAUAUAGCUUGAAGACAAAUCAAACAAUUUACCUGAUCUUUUGUUUCAAUAUACAUUAAUUAAGCACUCUUUCCAACCUAUACAACAUUCCAGGGUCAUAGUCAGAAAUCCAAGACUAAUAGCUCAGCAGCCUUUGUUGUCAUUCGUGUCAAGCUAUUGCCCCCUGCAGGUUAGGCUGAAAGUGCAGGCAGAAUUUGGCCAAGUCUUCGGGAAAUCGAUGGUAGUCAUGUUAUUUAUUCUCUCCCAAUAUUUGAGUCAACUUUCUAACUUUGUUUACAUUAUAAACUAUUUAUUUAGAGACAUCCAGUAAAAUCACAAAAGAAUGGGAUUUAAAGAUAAGUGAUUAAAGUUUUCCUUCUGAGAAUUUUGCUGAGUGGAACAGACCAUCAUCCACUUUAUUGUCACAUAGGAAGUACUUUGAUGCGCUUAGCACAGUUUCUUCAUCUUCUCUUUUUCUUUUUGCACAAGAUCCGGUACAAUACAAAAAUGAAUGUAACAGAAUUGGAAUUAUGAUUUCUCAAUAAUAAAUUAUCUGGGACAAUUUACUACUUGAUGUCAGUGGGCUCUUUGUAGACCCAAUGAUGUGCAUUCAAAUCAAACUCAUUCGGAUUCUUCCUACUGCUGAUAUGACAGGGGACAAUUACA